Molecule: messenger RNA, 5938 nt
Organism: Neoarius graeffei (lesser salmon catfish)
Lineage: Eukaryota; Metazoa; Chordata; Actinopteri; Siluriformes; Ariidae
Product: adhesion G protein-coupled receptor E3-like
Exons: 12
Coding region: 3137-4648 (503 amino acids)
Biological process (GO): adenylate cyclase-activating G protein-coupled receptor signaling pathway; cell surface receptor signaling pathway
Cellular component (GO): membrane
Molecular function (GO): G protein-coupled receptor activity
Source: RefSeq, a predicted model, not a curated record
UGAAAGUUGAGCCCAUAAUGCUGUAUUAUGUGGCCAAGAGGAAGGAUGUAUAUUACAAAUAGUAAGUGUCCCAAAACAGAACCCUGAGGGACACCAUGAAGGAGAGGUGAUUUCGGGGAUCUAAAGUCUCCAAUUGACACAAACUGUUCUCUCAUGGUAAGAUAAGAUUUGAACCAGGCUAAAGAAGAACCAGUGAUACCAAGCAGAGUUUCUAAGCGACUCAAUAAAAGAUUGUGACAUACAGUGUCAAAGGCUGCUGUAAGGUCGAGGAGAACAAGUAUACUGACAUGGCCAGUGUCAGCAGCUAACAGCAAAUCAUUGACAACCUUGACCAGGGCAGUCUCGGUGCUAUGCAUGGCCCUAAACCCAGACUGAAACUUCUCCCAAAGAUUAUAUUGGGUUAAAUGCUCUUGGAGCUGAUUGGCAACGAUACGCUCAAGGACUUGUGCAAUGAAGGGAAGAUUGGAAAUGGGGCGAUAAUUUUUAAAAUCAUCAAUAGCUGCUCCAGGUUUUUUCAAGACAGGAGUGAUAGCUGCUGUUUUGAGAGCCUGAGGGACUAAUCCAGUUGAAAGGGAUGAGUUUAUUAUCUUAACCAGCAGAGGACAGAGAACUGGUAGGCAAAUCUUGACCAAAGAGGUCACCACUCCUCUUCUGCCAUCCCAUGUGAAAACUGGAGUUUGCUCAAGCCCUGAGACCCUUCACCUCUUAUUACUUCAGAAAAAGAACCCAUACAGUUGGAGGGUUGGCAGCAAAUCUUUUUCCUGCUGAGUGCCUCUGCAGGUUUAGAGUGGAUGAGCUUGGUCACUUCCUAGCUGCCUUUCCAGUCUGACCAGUAUGACAGGACUGACCAGUAGUUGUGGGAAUAUUAUCAAGCCAAACAGUUUUCUCUGUCCCAGAUUCCACAAAGACACAAAUUCAAGCUACCCUGUGUCACCAGCAGUUUUACAUGCCUCUCCUUGCUUUGAUUGACUGGUGCUGAAGGUAAUCUUUUGGAUAAAGAGUUGGCUCUCCAAUUUGGUAUUCCCCUAAAUAACUUCACUGUGAAGAACAAAUACCCUCUGCGUUUAAUCACCUCUGCUUUUGAGCCCAUUCAAAGUGCCACAGUUUUUUCUAAGCUGGACCUCAGGAACGCUUACCACCUCAUUCAGAUCAGAGAGGGAGAUGAAUGGAAGACCGCAUUCAACACACCCCUUGGAAACUGCACAUAGUCUCAGACCAGGAUCCUCAGUUCAUAUCACAGGUUUGGAAGGCAUUCUGUCAAGCUUUUGGUGCCUCUCUGAGUCUCACCUCUGGUUUCCAUCCCCAGACAAAUGGCCAGACAGAAAGGGCAAAACAGGAUCUGGAGUCAGCUCUGCACUGUGUCACUGCAACCAACACUUCCUCCUGGAGCUCUCAUCUGGCCUGGAUUGAAUAUGCUUAUAAUUCAAGCGUGCUCAUUGGGGAUAGAUUCGGGAUAAAAGUAGCUCAUAUUUUAAGCCGUUCAAAUUCUGUAAAGCUGCUUUGCGACAAUGUUUAUUGUUAAAAGCGCUAUACAAAUAAACUUGACUUGACUUGAAUUCCCUGACUAGUGCUGCCACAGGUUUGUCCUCCUUCAAAGCAUCUUUGGGUUAUUAUCCAUCUCUGUUUUCCUCCCAGGAGAGUGAUCUUGCAGUCUUAUCAGUUCAAGGGCACUUCCUUGGCUGCUGUAAGAUUUGGAAAUAGACCCAUGCUGCCCUGCUUCAUACCUCCGAACAAAAUAAACACCUAGCUGACUGCCACUGGACCCCGGCUCCAGCAUAUAAACCAGGUCAGGAGGUUUGACUUUCUUCAAAGGAUAUACCACUGAGAACUGAAUCCAGAAAGCUUUCUCCCUGUUUCCUUGGCCGAUUUGUCAUUGAAUGCAUCAUAAAUCCAUCUCGUCAUCAUCGGUUGUCCAUCACUAGCAAUGAUGACUGCUUCGUUAGGAUGCACAGAGAUGCAGAUGGGCUGCAAGGAAGUUGCCCUGCAGUGACAACUGACUUGCCAAGUGAUGCCAUCCAUUGGCCAUUUGAGUGGCUCUUCCGCAUGCCAUCAGGUGGUGUGCCAUUGACCCUGUUGAGUUAAUCUGCCACAUUGCACCGAAAAGUGCUCUACUGCUAGUGCCUUAUUGGUGAAGUACUAUUUAACCUAUAACUGAAACCCAGGCAGGUGCUACCAUUCCGGGUCAGAGCGGACCUGGGAGCAAUGGUGAUUAAGGGGUAACCCCACUUUCCCCAAUACUCAAGUCCUCCUCAACCUGAGACUCACCACCGGUUGCAGUUUAAAGUCAUACCCAGAACUAGAUAAAUCCAUCUACUGUCAGACUGAAGUUACCCAGGACUAUGAAAAUCCACCCAAUAUUUCAUGUGUUUCAGUUAAAAACAGUGUCUUCCAGCCCUCUGUGCUCUCCUUCUGAAACCCCACCACCCACCCAGGGCAUUGAUGAUCCUCCUGUAUACUCUGUUCGGUGGCUCCUGAAUGUGCAUCGGUGUGGCAGGGGUUUCCAGUACCUUGUGAACUGAGAGAGAUGAGGUCCUGGGUCCGAAGGUCCUUCAUUUUGAAUCCUGUUGAGGGGAAGGUACUGUCAUGGUCCAGUUUUGCCUCCUUUUCAUUCCUCGUGUCUCAGCUAUUUCCCCUCCCCUUUGUUUCUCAUUUUGUGUGUGUGUGUGUGUGUGUGUGUGUGUGUGUGUGUGUGUGUGUCUGGGUGUGACUCUCCUGCUCUCCUGCUUCAGCCAAUCAACUUCUCCUGCCAGUCUGUCUGCACACCUGCAAUCCAUCCAGCAAUCAAGCUCCAGCAGUAUUUAUACCCUGGUUCUGCACAGGCGACUUGUCCAGGGUGUACCCCGCCUCUCACCCAUAGUCAGCUGGGAUAGGCUCCAGCUUGCCCAUGACCCUGCACAGGAUAAGCGGUUAUUGAUAAUGGAUGGAUCGAUGUCUUCUGUGUUGAUUUCAAUAUACUGUCCCAACUUUUUCUGAUUUGGGGUUGUACAUCUUUUGAGAUGUGAAUCUCACACUACCUGAAAAAUGCCAGGUUGAUUUGCUAGCAGAGUGUGCACUGGAGUGGGCGCUGCCCCCAUUUCAGAACGGAACAGUGCAGGAGCCACUACAGGACACUGUGGAAUCUCAUUUGAACAAAAUUAUGGUGCUUAUAACUCUUUUGAAAGACUUCAUUACUGACCGGAAUAUUCUACUAUCCUACGGAAACUGUGUACUGGAAGUCACUGAGAAUUUGGUGUCUAUGCUGGUGAGGAAAACAGAUCCCAUCAAAUCCAUCAACAUUUCUCUACAAACUUUAGAGGUUCAGGUAAUUACUGUUGGGCAAAACACCUCUGUGAAUAAAGUCCAUUCUCUCAUCACAAGCAGUGCAUCCAUGGAUAUCGAGUUGACUGGGAUCUCAAAGAAUAGCAGUGUUGCUGUAGCCUUUAUGAGCUACACCAACAUGUCAGACAUCCUGACCCCUGUAGACCUUGAUGACAGCAAAACCAUGAUGUCUGCUGUGGUAUCAGUAACACUUCUCCAAACCACCAACGCACACCUCACCAAACCACUCAAUCUCACGUUCACAAACAUCAGAGAGUUAGACCCUGCAGACAUUCUCUACUGUGGGUACUGGACAGAAACAGACUGGGCUGAAGCUGGUUGUAACAUCACAGACAAAAACUCCACUCACACUGUGUGCUCUUGUGAUCAUCUGGGUACUUUUACAAUCAUGCAGGUUUUAAGUGACCAGGAUACGACGGAUCAUUCUUGGAUCAUUUUCGUCACAGCAUCUAUAGCAGUGGGAAUUAUAUUUCUGAUUUUGUCGAUACUGACACUCGCCUUUUGUUGGCCGAACAGAAAUUUGACCAGAACGGCUCUGAUAAACCUGUGUAUAAGCUUGUUGAUGGUUCUGCUUUUUGACCUGGCCUUUCUACAUACCCAGACAGUAUGGAAGCUAGUACUGGACUGGCUUUGGGAUUUUUUCUAUUUGUCAUUUGGUCUGUGGAUGUUCAUUGAAGCCAUCCUGCUCUUCAUAUCUGUGAAGAACCUAUCAAAUAUCAGAUCAAUGCAGGGGGAGGGGUUUAGCUGGAAAUGGUUAAUUGUGAUUGGAUACUGUGUGCCCCUGAUUGUGGUGACUCUGCUGUUCAUGCGUCUGAGCUUUACUGGAAGCCAAACAUCUGUCGAGGAAAAUUGGGACUCAGAAGCUUCGUUUGUUGUUUAUUCAAUUUUUCUCUGCAUUCUUGCAUUUAACUUCAUCUUCUUCUUCAUCAUCAUCAUCAACUUGAGCUUCACUAUAAUACGGCAGAAACUUCAGAACUUACAGAGGAGUAACACCAAUAAUCAAAAACUCAUACUAUGUGUGAUGUUUAAAAGCCUGGCCCAGUUUUUUAUCCUCGGCUGCCCUUGGAUUAUUUUAGACUUCUUCAACGAUUCUACAUCAUGGUAUGUCUGGAUGUUCUUCGCUAGCCAGCAGGGCACCUUCAUCUUCCUGGUCCACUGUCUCUUCAACCAAGAGGUCAGGCAGCAGUACAGGAAGUACCUGGAUGCUUUUUGCUGCGCCAGCAAACGUAACACCGCUACAGCAGAUGUGCAGAUGAGCAGCGACUCAGGGAACAACAUGAACGUCCACAGGGCUGUUACUUCCACGGUUACAUUGUCAGUGAUUAGCUGAGCUUUUUCAUAUUUUUGAUGCACAUGUUUUUUUGGUUUAGAACUUUUAUUGCUCUUUUAAUUCAUAUAUAUCUUCUUUUUGUUUUUGGUUUUCUGCAUUGUAAACAAAGAGCAACUUUAAUUUUCUUAUAACUUUACUAAAAUGACAAUCUGUUAAAAGAUCGAAUCAGGUUAGGAUCAGGAUGUGUGAGGUAUGGAUAUGGAUAUGGACUUUUCAGGUCAGGCUUCAUUUAAUCUGCCAGCAUUUCUGUCUUUUUUGUAAAUAUUUUUAACAUAACAUUUAGAAACAUUACCACAAUAACGCAUCACAUAACAGAGCAAAGCAUUAUUACUGCAAAUGUUUUUAGAAUAUUGCAGAAACGUUAUUUAACAAUUUUUCGCCAAAGGUGAAGUUAAUGUCAGUGAAUAAUAAGCGAGAUGAAGUCGAGGUCGAGAUUAUUCUUCACCAAUAUUCACUGAGCCUGAGGCAGAUAAUUGUUUUAGUAUAAUUACACAGGUGAUUAUUUUUUUUAAAAAUCAUUCAUUUCAAACUUCAAAAGUGGCAUGCAAAUAUGAUAAUGGCACGGCGUAGAUUUGUGUCGCUUCUCUACGCCGAGUCACAUAAAAUCCUUUGUUUUGAAAUCGAUAAAAUAAAUCACAAUCCCACCUUACCUUUGAAUAGUUUCAGACUAAAUUCUGAAAUUUCUGAGCAAUUUUAGUGUGACGAAGUGAUCAGCCGCCAUUUUGCCGAGUCGCUCGAGGUGAUUAUUGAGAAAUAGUCAGAAUCUCUCGACCAAUCAGAGCACGCGAUUUUCUAUAAUCACCUGUGUAUUUAUACUAAUUUUAGUUACAACGAUAGUUUUUGAAGGACAUGUCAAAUGCGUCUGGACUAGGUUUAGAUUUAGGUAGAGAAUUAUUUAAAAUCAACACCAGGAUUACUGGCACCAUUCAAACAAGUCUAUGAAAUCUAUUUCCACUUAGACAAAUAAUUUCAGAAGAACUGUGUGUGUGUGUGUGUGUGUGUGUGUGUGUGUGUGUGUAGAUCAGUUUCCCUCCUCUUCAAUGAAAUGGUAAAUGCAGAUCUGAGAAGAUAAAAGUGAAUAAACAGAAAAUAUACAUAAUAAUAAUAAUAAUAAUAAUAAUAAUAAUAAUAAUGAUGUUCUUGUUGAGUUGUAAAUGUAUCUACUGCCCCCUGUUGGCCAUCUGCAGCAUUUACACUUCUGUGACUCGAAUCCUCAUAAAUAUCUGUCUCAUCAAGGUUCUCUGUAUAAUAUGCAGGUUGUAACUUGUAAUAAAGUGUUUUAAUCGUGUA